Molecule: messenger RNA, 3215 nt
Organism: Pezoporus occidentalis (night parrot)
Lineage: Eukaryota; Metazoa; Chordata; Aves; Psittaciformes; Psittacidae
Gene: SESTD1
Product: SEC14 and spectrin domain containing 1
Exons: 20
Coding region: 506-2596 (696 amino acids)
Molecular function (GO): phosphatidylinositol-3,4-bisphosphate binding; phosphatidylinositol-4-phosphate binding; phosphatidylinositol-5-phosphate binding
Source: RefSeq, a predicted model, not a curated record
CGCAGCUGCCGCGGCGGCUCCGCGGGAAGGGCGGGCGGUACCGCAACUCUGCGCCCCGCAGGCGGCGGCGAUCAGGCGAGUGCAGUGGAGGCGGACGUGGACCCAGCAGCGCCCGGAGCUCGCUGUCUCCUUGCCGACGGGGGAGGGGUUGGAGCCACCCCCGUCCCCGGGGGCUGCCGCCGGGCCAGCGAGGCGGUACGAGGCGGCUGAGGGCAGCCGCCGCAGCCUGGCCAGAGCGGGCUGGUCCAGACUCCGCCCCACAUUCGCCUGCCCUGCCGCCGGCGUCCUCCUAGCCUGGGCACCUGGAGCGCCGCAGCCGGAACCUGGGAACCAGAGCUCAGACUUAUAUCCCUAACUGUUGCAUUCCAGUACCAAUGGUGAGAAGAUGAACUGCUGCAUUUUGGACAAGCUGAAGUUUGGAACGCUGGGACAUAAAGAACCCAUUAAGAAGGAAAUUACAGUAGUUAAGAGGAGAUGAAGAGCUGUGAAAAUUAUCUGAAGUAGGAUGGAAGCUUCAGUAAUAUUACCCAUUCUGAAGAAAAAAUUGGCUUUUCUUUCAGGAGGGAAGGACAGAAGAAGUGGCCUCAUUCUGACAAUUCCAUUAUGCCUUGAACAGACAAGCAUGGAUGAGCUGAGUGUCACACUAGACUAUCUGCUAAGUAUCCCAAGUGAGAAGUGUAAAGCUAGAGGAUUUACUGUGAUAGUGGAUGGCAGAAAAUCACAGUGGAACGUGGUAAAGACAGUUGUGUUAAUGCUACAGAACGUUGUUCCAGCUGAGGUGUCACUUGUUUGUGUAGUAAAGCCAGAUGAAUUCUGGGAUAAGAAGGUUACACAUUUCUGUUUUUGGAAAGAAAAAGAUAGACUUGGCUUUGAGGUUAUUUUAGUAUCUGCUAACAAGCUGACUCGAUACAUAGAGCCAUGCCAACUAACAGAAGACUUUGGAGGAUCUCUCACCUAUGAUCACAUGGAUUGGUUGAACAAGAGGCUGGUAUUUGAAAAGUUUACGAAAGAAUCAACAUCCUUACUGGAUGAACUUGCUCUAAUUAACAAUGGAAGUGAUAAAGGAACUCAACAAGAAAGAGAGAGAUCAAUAGAUUUGAACUUCCUUCCGUCAGUUGACCCUGAGACCGUAUUGCAGACAGGUCAUGAGUUACUAUCAGAGUUACAACAGCGUCGAUUCAAUGGUUCAGAUGGAGGGGUAUCCUGGUCUCCAAUGGAUGAUGAACUACUUGCUCAGCCACAGGUCAUGAAGCUCCUAGAUUCACUCAGAGAGCAGUAUACCCGCUACCAGGAAGUUUGCAGACAACGUAGCAAGCGUACACAACUAGAGGAGAUUCAGCAGAAGGUAAUGCAGGUAGUCAACUGGCUUGAAGGACCUGGAUCAGAACAGCUAAGAACCCAGUGGGGAAUAGGUGAUUCAAUUAGAGCUUCACAAGCUUUACAACAGAAACAUGAAGAAAUUGAGAGUCAGCACAGUGAAUGGUUUGCAGUUUAUGUUGAGCUUAAUCAGCAGAUAGCAGCUCUUCUAAAUGCAGGAGAUGAGGAAGACCUUGUGGAAUUAAAAGCAUUGCAGCAACAGCUGAGUGAUGUGUGUUACCGGCAGGCCAGUCAGCUGGAAUUCAGGCAGAAUCUAUUACAAGCAGCACUUGAAUUCCACAGUGUUGCCCAGGAUCUGUCUCAGCAAUUAGAUGGCUUACUAGGAAUGUUGUGUGUAGAUGUAGCGCCAGCAGAUGGAGCAUCAAUUCAACAAACUUUGAAACUAUUGGAAGAGAAAUUGAAAUGUGUUGACUUAGGCUUGCAAGGCUUGCGUGAGAAGGGUCAAAGUCUUCUUGAUCAGAUAUCUAAUCAGGCAUCCUGGGCCUAUGGAAAAGAUGUGACCAUUGAAAACAAAGAAAACGUGGACCAUAUCCAGGGAGUGAUGGAAGAUAUGCAGCUUAGAAAACAAAGGUGUGAAGAUAUGGUGGAUGUGCGGCGACUGAAGAUGCUUCAGAUGGUACAGUUAUUUAAAUGUGAAGAGGAUGCUGCUCAGGCAGUAGAAUGGUUAAGUGAGCUGUUGGAUGCUCUGCUGAAGACACAUAUCCGACUGGGAGAUGAUGCUCAAGAAACAAAAGUUUUACUGGAGAAACAUCGAAAAUUUGUUGAUGUUGCACAGAGUACUUAUGAUUAUGGGAGACAGUUACUGCAGGCAACUGUGGUCCUGUGCCAGUCCCUACGAUGCACUUCAAGGUCCUCGGGGGACACGCUUCCAAGACUUAACAGAGUGUGGAAGCAGUUUACAGUAACUUCUGAGGAGAGAGUACAUCGGCUGGAAACGGCUGUUGCAUUUCAUUCAAGUGCUGAAAAGAUUUUGGAAGAAUGUCCAGAGCAGCCUGAAGCUUUUAAUGACACGGAGCAAUUUGAUGAAAUUGAAGUAGUUGGGAAAUCACUAUUGGACAGACUAACAGUGCCUGUAGUUUAUCCUGAUGGGUCUGAGCAGUACUUUGGGAGCCCAAGUGAUAUGGCUUCUGCAGCAGAACACAUUAGAGAGAAGAUGAAGCUAGUUAGCCUGAAAAAGCAGCAGCUGAGACAACCAGAAGCCACUACCCCAGAGAGCUAAUACUGACCUUUGUCUGUAAAUUCAUAAUAGGACUUCAGUUUGUAAUCCAGCAUGUUGUUUGCAUAUUACAGAAUUUGGCAUAAUAUAUCAAAAUGCAUUUCACAGCUGUUGCAAGUAUCAUCUAUUUUUCAAAGUAAAUGUUCUCAGCAUCUUAACACUGUACAUCUAUCAAGCCAUAAUUAUUUAACAUGCUAUGAAACCAUAGAUUCCAAGUAUCUUAUGAAAAGGAACUGUAAACUUUGCACUGAAAUUUGCUGUAAAGCUUUAUCUGACCUGUCAGCUGCUUCUCGGUUAAACAGCUGAUGCAAGCUUUGAAUGGUGCUAAUUAAAGUGUUAGGAGUUCCAUAUUAUGAAAUUGUAGUUCUUUGCUUCCCUCUAUGGCCAGGUGAUGUAGUAAUUUUAGACUGUAGGUAAGUUCCUGCAGUGUAGACAGUGGUGACCCUAUAAUUUUAAUUUGAAAUACUUUUUUUUAAAAAAAAAUCAUUUUUAUUGUGCCAGUAUGCAACCUGCCAUCAAAUCUUUGAUAUAUUAAAUCCAUUAAACAGAUGUUUUCCUAUUUGUAUUGAUAAUGUAUUAAAAGCUGUUUGUGCUUAAUAAAAAUAAUCUUUUUAAAAUCUAA